AUGCCUACUCAACCACGAAAGACUGCGUCACUUUCUGCAAUCCUUACAUCAACCAGCGAUGCAACACUCUUGCGCCUUCCAGGGCCCCAAGGUGGUGUAGCUUGGCACAAGAGCGAGACUGAACUUGUGUUGAAAGAUGCAGCAGGCCAGCCCGUCCUCAGUCCUCUCAAGGCCUACGGAUAUGUCAUGGCCGAUGAAACGCUCACCCGUAAUCACACUUAUCACAUCCAUGGUGCCGUGGGUGUUGACGAACACAGCGCCGCUUUCAUCAGGCACAGCAGCAUCACUCAGACUUUGGUUGCGACGACUAGUCCUAACCCUGCCAACCUUGCAGGCAAAGCAAUGAUUAGUUCAAUUGGGAAGGUCCUUCACGUGGCCGUUGACAACGUCGAUGAAGAUGAUGGUGAAUGGCAUCUCACCGUUCAAGCGGAACAUGAGAUCUACGACCCGGAAUUAUCCGAGAUGGGGGAUAUAGAAAUCAAUUCCUUGAUGUGGUUUGUGGGGUGUGUUGUUUCCAAAGAGUCUAACCAAUUCAUUGUCCAAAUGGAUGCUCAUGGUGGAAAAACGUGA
Molecule: messenger RNA, 570 nt
Organism: Melampsora larici-populina 98AG31
Lineage: Eukaryota; Fungi; Basidiomycota; Pucciniomycetes; Pucciniales; Melampsoraceae
Exons: 4
Coding region: 1-570 (189 amino acids)
Source: RefSeq, a predicted model, not a curated record